This is a messenger RNA of Symbiodinium natans, 678 nucleotides long. The record is from the annotation of a GenBank genome assembly. NCBI's taxonomy places the organism in Eukaryota, Dinophyceae, Suessiales, Symbiodiniaceae.
AUGGAACUCUCAAAGAAAGACUGGGGUCGCUUGUGGUAUGCUGGUGAUGGAAGAAUGGCCAAACUUGUGAAGGACUUGUUGAACCCAGAUGGAAAGUACCACGCGGUAAACUUUCCGAGCUCGGAUCGUGACUACUGUACCAUCGAAGUGCGUCUGCACAGUGGCACCAUGGAAGCGUGGAAGAUCAAAAGGUGGGUCAAGCUCCUCUUGCAGCUACUGGAGGGGUGCAAGGAUGUCUGGGACGAGGAAUUGCGGCUUUACGUCCGGCGCGGCUCUCAGCUACAGCUGCUGAAUAUGUUCGUUGACGAAGAGGUGCGCAGCCACCUCCUGCGCCGUGCUUUUUAUUUCGCCCGUCGGUAUCCAGACGCUGGGUUAGUUUCUGACGAGCUGCCCUGGUUGCGACGAGCUGCAGAACACGGCUACCCGGAGGACGGAACUUGGUGGGAGUACGACUGUGGCUCUUGUGGGGAGAGAUUCCCCGCUGACAUGGCGCUAGACGAGGACAGGGCCCUGUGCUGGUCUUGCUUGCACAACCCUAAACGCGCAAGCGCGCCGGGGGUCCAAGAGGAACUUUGCCAGGGCUGGCCAGUGAACUUGUGCCGCAAGUGUGGAAAGAUAUUCCCUUCCAAGCGGCCUUACUUUGGAAGAAAGCUGCCAACCUGUCGAUCAUGUACGUAA